GGAGGCGACAGCGCUGGCGUCAGAGCACACUGACACCGGGCCGGCCGGUCACACCAACCAUGCCCGGCGAGACGAGGGCCCACCACUCCCCUCCACUCCGCUCACAGCAGCACACACAGAGACACAGCCACCCUCCUCGGAAACCACCCCGCCUUAAACCCCUCUCCGCCUGAUUGAUCGAUCACCCCCCGGCACCCAAAAAAACCCCAAGGAAAAUUCCCCAACUCCGCCCUACCCACAUUGCAUUGCACCCCGGUUCGAUUCCCCAGGUCCCGAUCCCUUUCCUCGCCACCGCAGCGUCGAUCUCGCGCGGUCGAUCCGUGGAGAGAUGGGCAAAGGGAGUAGCGGGAGGCGCCUCCGUGGAGGCGGCUGCAGCGCGGGCGGGAGCAAGCGGCCGCGGCGGGUUGCGGAGGAGGAGGCGGAGGCGGAGGCGGAGGCGGAGGCAGGGGAGGACUACUGCUUCGUCUGCAAGGACGGCGGCGAGCUCCGCGUCUGCGACUUCAGGAGCUGCCACAAAGCUUACCAUCCUGGUUGCGUGGGAAAAGACAGUGACUUUCUCAGUUCGGAUGAAGAAUUCAUUUGCGAAUGGCAUACAUGCUUUAUUUGCGAAGGGCGUACACGCUACUACUGCUUCUGUUGUCCACACCACACUUUUUGUCAAGGUUGCGUGAAACAAGCAGAAUUCGUCCCAGUCAUCAGGAAAACAAAGGGAUUUUGCUGGAACUGUUUAAGGAUGGCAAUCAUGAUUGAGAGGAACGUUGAUGUUGACUCUGAUGGGGAGAGGGUUGAUUUCAGUGACAGGGAGACUUAUGAAUUUUUAUUUAAGGAGUACUGGGAGAUAGUUAAAGACAAAGAGGGCUUGACGCUGCAUAACCUUGAAGAAGCUUAUGUUUUUCUGAAAAAAGGCCUAAACCACAAACAAGAUUCAGAUUUGGAAAUACUUCCUGAUGAAGAGCACAAGUCAGAUGAUGAUUUCUCGGGCCGUAGUGAUGAUGGUGAUGACGAACCAUCUUCCCUACCCAACUUAAAUGGACCAUCAAAGAAAGUUAAAGUCUUUCUGAAGAAAGGCAAGUCAAAGAAGAAUGCCUAUGUGGGUUGGGGUUCAAAAGAGCUCAUUGGGUUCCUUUUAUCAAUAGGCAAAGAUACAUCAAAAUCUCUAGAUCAAAUUGGUGCUGCCGAAGUUGUGAAGGAGUACAUUCGUCAAAAAGGUCUUUUGCAAAAAGAUAAGAAAAAACAUGUCAUAUGUGAUGACAAGCUCCAUUCUUUGUUUAGGAAAUCGAAACUGAUGUACAACAGGAUAUAUAGCUUGCUAGAAAGGCAUAUUGCUGAAAAUAUGACAUCAGAGGAUGAAACUCUUUCUAGUUCUGAGGAUAACAAUGAUUCGGUUAUGAAAAAGAAAGCUCGGACUGUGAGCUAUGAAUGCAGUACUCCAAAGCGCACUUCAGAAAUAAACAAGAGAUGCUUUGCUUCUCUUGUUCGGGAUAACAUUAAGUUGAUCUAUUUGAAGCGAUCUUUAGUUAUGGACCUACUAAAGGAGCCAGAUACAUUUGGAAAUAAAGUUAUUGGCUGUUUUGUUAGAGUAAAGAAUGAUCCUAAAGAUUUUAGUUACCAGAUGCCUAAAAGGUUGUACCAACUUGGACAAGUAACAGGCAUCAGGAAAUCCUCAGAAGAAUACAAGAUAAGGGACAUAUAUACAGAUGUUCUUUUAUGUACUUCCAACAUAUCUGACGUCAAAAUUUCUAUGUUGUCAGAUGAAGACUUUGAGGAGGAAGAAUGUGAAGAUCUUCGUCUGUUGGCCCAGAAAGAAUCCUUUAAAAGGCUUACUGUUGGUGAUCUUGAGGAGAAAGCGAGAAAUAUACAUAGGGACAUAGUGAGCCAUUGGAUCAAUAAAGAACUUAGGAGACUGGAAAAGUUAAUUGAAAUGGCGCACGAGAAAGGUUGGCGCAAUGAGAUGCAUGAGUACAUGGAUAAGAAAAAACUCUUACGCGAACCAUCUGAGAGACAACGUCUUCUGGAAGAGGUCCCAGAAGUUAUUCCAGAUACAGAAUAUAGUAAAGAUACCAAAUUUCAAGUUGCGGCAAAAGACAAGUCUAUUCAGAAGAAUACAGUUGCUUUUCAAGGUACCAAUGGAGGGAAAGUUUUUCCUUUGAAAAGAUGCUCCGAAGAAAACUCUAAAGGUAUUGAUUGGGAGAUAGCUCUUUCCUUGAAAAGUUGCUCAGAAGAAAAACCUAAAGCUACUAAAGCCGAUGCUGAUGGCGGUACAUCCGGAACUCAUGUUCAGAAACAGGGCACCAAAGCCACUGAAGCCAAUGUUGCUGGUGAUAUUCUGUGUGUUCAAAAGCAGGACACUGAAGCUACUGAAGCCAACGCAGAUGGUGAUACACCUGCAAUGCAUGUUCAAAGGCAGAACACUGAAGCUACUAAAGCCAACACUGCUGGUGAUACACCUGGAAAAUUUGUUCAAAAGCAGGGUGCUGAAGCUAGUGAUGCUGACAUGACAACUCAAGUUAUUAUCCUCGAUGAUGACGAAGAUGAUAAUCUGUCCGAGAAAGGUGAUCAAACAGCAGUUGCUGAUCUGGAUGCUAAUGGUGCCGGGAAUACUUGUCCGGUGCGACAUGAGACAAAUAACAGCAGGGGUCAGAAACCUGCGAAGGUGAAGGGGCUAAUGUCACAGCGCAAGUGUGUGUGGUAUUACAUCGACCCUCAAGGUGAUGAACAAGGGCCAUUUACAAUGGAGCAUCUGCGCCAUUGGUGGAAUGAUGGCCACUUCCCUGAGGAUUUUAAAGUAUGGAGAACAGGCCAAACUAGCGACUCGGCCAUUUUGCUCAGAGAUGCCCUGCAGGUGACGAGGUAGUGUUAGCUAGAGGCCUCAUGUUGUAGAACACUAGAUGUAUGUACAUAUGGCGGAAAGGGUGGAUGGCUUCUUUGUUGUAAUAUAUUCCUCUUGGGAGUUUCGCCGUUUGUAAUAUAACACCCCCAAUCCCAGCCCCCAGCCCACCCAAAAAGAAGGAACCGAGCAAACAAACCUGUGUAUUACCUGAUCCUGCCAAGGUGUCACUUAUUUUGUAUUGUAAGGUGCCUCGCCAUUUGGUUUUGGUUGUGUUUCGUGCCAAGAAAGUAGCUUUAGAUGUUGAUGCCA
Phragmites australis (common reed) is the source of this 3139-nucleotide messenger RNA. RefSeq lists its product as uncharacterized. The transcript is spliced from 16 exons. NCBI's taxonomy places the organism in Eukaryota, Viridiplantae, Streptophyta, Magnoliopsida, Poales, Poaceae. The coding region runs from base 329 to 2854 and encodes 841 amino acids. The record is from RefSeq and is a predicted model, not a curated record. Gene Ontology annotation, molecular function: protein binding; DNA binding.